Molecule: messenger RNA, 1310 nt
Organism: Stomoxys calcitrans (stable fly)
Lineage: Eukaryota; Metazoa; Arthropoda; Insecta; Diptera; Muscidae
Product: 23 kDa integral membrane protein-like
Exons: 5
Coding region: 90-773 (227 amino acids)
Cellular component (GO): membrane
Source: RefSeq, a predicted model, not a curated record
CUAAAAAUUACACAGUAAUAUUGAGGGCUUUGAGGAGCGAACUAGUUGCGCGUGUGAGAUAAUAAAAAAUCGGCGAAUAAACGAAUAAAAUGGAUUGUGGCGGGGUGUUUGUUAAAUAUGUGCUGUUUAUCUUCAACAUUCUCUUUGUGAUAUGUGGUAUCCUACUCAUCAUAUUUGGAUCCAUUAUGCUAUCCAGCAUUGGGGACAUUAAAGAUGUAGUGAGCACAUAUGAAUCUCACUCAGUUCCCAUAGCUGUAUUGGUCCUUGGUUGUAUUAUCUUUGUGAUUUCCUUCUUAGGAUGCUGCGGAGCCAUUAGAGAAAAUAGUUGCUGUACAAUGACGUAUUCGGUUAUAAUGUUCCUCCUGUUCCUAUGUCAGUUGGCUUUGGUGAUCAUUAUAUGGGUUAAACGCCAGGAUAUUUUGAAUGCCAUGAAUUAUAGCAUAAAGACUAUUUGGGAUCAGCGACAAAGCGACCGGAGCCUUAUGGAUGGACUCGAAUUGAGCUUAAAAUGCUGCGGUUACAAUGGACCAACAGACUACACUGGCGAAAGUGUGCCUAAGUCCUGUUGCGGUGCCUCAGCCACAAACUGUAGCAUUGUCGAAGCACUCUUGCGUCCAGGUUGUCUGAAAGCCUUUGACAGAGUUUGGACAAAGAAUUUUGAUAUCAUCCGCUAUGCUGGUUUGGGUGUGGCAGGAAUUGAGCUGGUCGCCUUCAUUUUCGCUUGCUGUUUGGCUAACCAAGUGCGUAAUAAUGCCCGCAGAUCGAACUUCUAAGCGCAUCAAGACAUAUUGGUCCAGAUUUAAAACGAACAUUUGUAUUAAAUAUUUAUUUCAAUUAUGUUAUUUUGACUUAGGCCUAGUACUGACCUCAUUCACAGCAAAAAUGCCUAUUAAAUAAAUCCGAAAUCCGACGGCCAGAACACAAACAAAAGUCCAAAAACAAUAACACACAAUAAAGACAACAGUAUUGAAACCGAGUUGCUUCGGUCCAUUUCGUGAGCAUUUAAUUACAUUUGCAAUUAAAAUUGUGCAAAAUUUACCCUGAUACAGCGACAUAUCGCAACUACAAUAUUUUGCUCAUAGAACUCAGUACCACUGGUACUGAAUGUGUUCGCAUUAUCUUCGUCAUCGACUUAUUAUAGCGCGUUUUGACAGUUGUUCGUGUGAAAAGUCGAAGUCAGUACUAGGCUUUACAUACAAACUUACUUACACGAAACGAAGAAUAAUAGCAUUGCACCAAGUUUAAGGUAACAUAAGUAUGAAUAAAGAAUUAAUUUUUUAAUUGAUGCAAUUAAAAAAGUUAUUGAAAAA